Penicillium bovifimosum is the source of this 1452-nucleotide messenger RNA. RefSeq lists its product as uncharacterized. The transcript has 3 exons. The record is from RefSeq and is a predicted model, not a curated record. Bases 1 to 1452 code for a protein of 483 amino acids. NCBI's taxonomy places the organism in Eukaryota, Fungi, Ascomycota, Eurotiomycetes, Eurotiales, Aspergillaceae.
AUGGCAUCUGCUUCUCGUGAGCAGAGCCCCUCGACUGCCGCUCCGGAAAAGGCGCAACAGCCUUCGGAGUCCAAAGCUUCCGCGCAGUCGCCUCUCUCCGACAAUGACGGCGGCGAACGCCCCAUGCGACAGCAGCUUAAGGAGACCAACCUUGACGCUGCGGGUCAAAAUUCCGACUCUGCUCAGGCGAACCGAAAGCGAUCCUUCGAUGACACGGAUGGGGCCGACGCACCCCCAAAGAAACGAUCCCGGGAAUGCACCCCCGAGGACAACACUCACGAUUCUUCGGCCGAACAAGGCGCGACACCCACAGGAGUUCGCGCCGCCGAUGACGUUUCCCAUAAUGUGAGUGACUCCGAGGACCCCUCUGAACCCGCCCAUACCCCUGGAACCCCCCAUGGAUCUGGCAGUGCGCCACCCUCCCCCGAGGCGGAGAAUCUCAAUUUCGCGGAGGAUGUCAAGUUCUGCCUGCCCCUGACCAUCAGGAUAAAAAUUAUGCUUGGUGGCCCCAUCCAAAUGAGAACCAUGAGCAUUCCCGUGGAGAUUAAAAGGAAUGCUCGGACUGGCAUGUACCAGUUGUCCACGCCAACGAUUGUACUUGCUAGCCCUGCCGAGACCAACCAACUUCCCCGGGAACCAGAACCCAACCCUCUCACCAAUGAACCAGAACCCCCAAAGCGCAUCCGUUGGACCAGAGAUCUCAAACCGAAACCGGAAAUCCCAGAGGACGAUUCCUCUGAGUAUUCUGAUGGUUCAUACAGUUCAGAUGGCUCCGAGGACUCUCAGGAUCUUGAUUUCCAGGAGGGUCCUGGUUCUCCAAAGGGCUUUGGUUCGCCAAAGGGCUCUGGUUCGCCAAAGGGCCCUGGUUCGCCAAAGGGCUCUGGUUCGCCAAAGAGCCCUAGUUCGCCAAAGAGCCCUGGUUCUCCAAAUGGCCCUGGUUCUCCAAAUGGUCCUGGCUCUCCAGAGCAUCAUGGUUUCCUAGAAACUCCUGAUCUCCCGGAUUAUACAAGUUGCUCGGAUGGCUCUGAAUCCCCCAGUGAUUCAAAUUGUCAUGCACCCACGGUUGAAACCCAUGAUUCUGACCACUCUGCAUCCCCACAGAACCGCGGAAACGAGGACGGAGCUUCCCAAACUCUCAAGAAGAAACGCAGCCGUGAACAACUUGAAGAAGAUGACGAAUCAAAUCAACCACACGCUACAACUGAUUCCGCGCCCAGCUUGACCGAACCCACCUCCUCGGACGAGAAGGAUGCUGCCGAGGGACAACCCGAGAAGAAGAAACCCCGUGACAACUCGGAGGAGCGUAAGACGAAGAUCGAUCAGGCAAGCUUGACAUCAUUUCUCCCAAUCCCCUACCUUUUCAUUUCUAACACUCGCCGUUUGGCAGACCUUCACUGCGAGCGCGUUUGGACAGGCUUCUACAGGCUCGCCCUUUGCGUUGAACGCCUCUAG